UAGCAAUCUGGCCCUUGCACUGCCAGCAGCCCACAGCUCUUGCUCGUCUCUCCUGCCCACACACUUGGUGAGCAGCCUGGCACUGCUGUCCCCAAGAAACCCCCAAGCCAGCUCCCAUCUGGAAGAAGCACUGUGUCAUUGUGCCCUGAUAUUCUACAGCAACAGGAGAGCUGCCUGCAGAGACCCUCACAGCCAGGCUUGCUGAUUUCCUGAUUUGCUUCAGGUUAUCACCAGCUCUUCGUGCUGCAUUCCUCCUGCUGCUCUCAUGCAGUUGCUGCUUUGCCUGACUCCCAGCUGCUGCGCUCUGAGCCCACAAUCUGGAGAGAUUGUAUCUGUCAAGGUAUCUGAAUUCCCUCAUGAGAAGUGUCCUACCAGUUUCUCAUGUGCAGCCGCACCGUCCAUGGGUAGCAACAGUUUAACUGAUGUCCUGAAGAGCAUUCCUCACCAUGGAUAGUCCACCAAAGCUGACUGGCGAGACUCUGAUUGUCCAUCACAUUCCUCUUGUGCAUUGCCAGGUCCCGGAUAGGCAGUGCUGCUCUGUGAACAAAAGGACCAACCCCUUCUGUCAGCCAGAUCUUGGCAUUACACGCACCUCUACCCUUCCAGAAAGAGACCUUUCACAGACCGACUCCUUGGUGUACAGCAGCUUUCUCCAGGCCUCUGAAUCCUCAGCAGAGGCCUCAGACAACAAAGAAGGCAAAGUAAGGGACUUGGUUGUCCCUAGUGCCAGUAAGCGACACAACCCUUUCUUACUGACUGAGGGUGAAGAUCUCAGCAUCUUUGGGGAUGACUUGGGUCAAAAGUCUUUCCACCUUCACAACUCCCUUGUGGGUGGCAAACCUCCCUUUCAUCUGCAUGAGCUGACGUUGCACCCUUUCCACCUCCACGACUCCAACCAGAUUGUGAAAUCCUGGAACAUGGCAAGCCGAUCCAGUGUGGUAGAUGGGCAAGAGGACAAAAUCAGCAGUGAUGACAUCCAGAAGAGGAACAAUGCGAACCGGUGCCACCAGGCCACAGAACGCAUGGAGCUUGAUGAAUGCAGCUGCAAUCGUGGCAGCUCCUCCAGCUUCUCCUUCGAUGGUGGUGACCAGGAGUGGAAUCAAAAUACAGGUGAAUCACUGGGGAACCAUGAUGCCCUGCAUAGCCGGACGUGCAGCUGUUCCAGCUCAGACCUCCAACACUGUCGCUGCUACAGUUCAUCAAGUCAGUCUGAAGUGAUUGACCAGCAGAUGGGCUACAUCAGUGACUCUUCUUGCAACAGCUCUGAUGGGGUGCUGGUGAACUUCAGUGCUCUCUACAAUAAAAUGAAUGGCCAUUCUCGAUCUAACCUGAAUUCAGCCAACCUGUCCUGUGACUCUUCCUUCUGCAGCCACUCAGACACAGGGGCUUUUUACUUGGAUUUGCAUUCGUCACCCACAGAGUCCAAGAUGUCUUGUGAGUCUCAUCACCCGGAGAGUUCAGGGAAGACAUGUGAGUGUCACCGUUCUUCCUCACCAGUUCUUGAUGCUAACUGCAACUCCUACCACCUCCACUGUGAGCCUUGCACUUCAGAGAGCUCAGACCUCACUGCCUGCUUCCAGAGCCAAGCACGGCUUGUUGUGGCUACUCAGAAUUAUUAUAAGCUAGUCACAUGUGACUUGUCUUCCCAGUCAUCUCCCAGCCCCGCAGGAUCUUCCAUAACUAGUUGCUCAGAAGACCAGACCAAAGGUAGCCCAGCUCAGCCCACUGAAUACUAUCUUUUUAGAAGGCCUGACCUAAGAGAAGAAGAAGGCAAUGUGGAGUGCAGUGAAGAGGAGACAAAGGGAGAAACCACAGAGAACAUGAUUGAAGGCCAGGUCUAUGUAAACGUAUCGCCACCUAACCUCAACACAAACCGGCAGCGCUCCAGAAGCUAUGAUCAGAACCUGGACAGGAGUCCUGGCAACAGGCUGGGGUCUUUGGAGCGUAUGGUGAGCUGUCCAGUUAAGUUGAGUGAAAGUCCAGCAAUACCCAUUCAGAGCUCCCCACCAAAGCGAGUGACAUCUUUUGCUGAACUUGCUAAAGGCAGGAAAAAGAACAGCACCUCGCCACCACUUCGGUGCAGUGGAGAUUCCUCCUUGGAGUUCUCCCCUAUCCCUGAGGCACAACGGGACUGCCCAACCUUCCUUGAAGAAAGAGCUCACCGCAGCCAGAGUCUUCCACCCAUGCCCUUCAUCCAUGGCCUGAACCGAAGCUGCGAGGGCUUCUGUUUGAAUCACCCUUUUGGGGACAGACAGGCUUUGUGUUCCACCAAAGACUCAGGACCCAAUGAGACCGUCCCCAGUGGGCAUGGGGCAGGUGAGCAAGCCUCUCUCACCCUGCUGACGGAGGCAGAUGCCAACUUCUCAGGUAGUUCUACCAGUGGCCAUGGACAAAGAGAUGUUAGAGCUCGAGCAGACGGUGGAGGCACAGAGAGCAAGCCUGUGGUACGCUACAGCAAGGACCAGCGUCCCACAACACUGCCCAUCCAACCGUUCGUUUUUCAGCACCAUUUCAGCAAGCCACCCAAGACUCGUGCUCUGCACAGCCAUUUUGCCUCCAGUCUUUCCCAACUUUACAGCUUAUCCAGCAACCGACCUGCAAGCCAGCAGAUCUCUUCGAGUUCCCAGAACUCUGCUGCCCUGGCAGAGCAGUCAGCAAUGGCUGGAGGCCAAGCCCAUGGCAUGCUCCUGACCCAGCGUUCAGCAGAUGGAGCUGCCUCUCUUAAUGAUGGGUGCAUCAAGAAGACGGCCCCGGAGACAACCCGGCCAUCCCCACUGGGCAGUUACUCUCCUGUGCGAUGCAACGUGCCUUUCUUUCAGAGCAUGGACUCCUCUUCCUCGCCCACCACUGAGCGAGCUGGAGAAAGCCAGCCUCCCAGGAGCAGGUCCUGCCCCAUCUCUGCCAGCCUGCUUCCAACCAGGUCUUCCCCUGCUGUCAGCGCCAUGCAGCCCACUCAAGUCACCAAAGUUGAUGCCCCGAGGCAAAAUGAGAACCUCAGGCCUGUUCCCAAGAAAGAGGCACCUCUGGAGCCAAGCCCACCGUUCUCUGAGUACCGACUCCACAGCAGGUCCCUCCUGCCCCUUUCUCUGAGUAGUGUGCCGAUGAGCCGAGUGGGAGCCCAGGCAGAUCCCCACUGGAGGCGUGGCAGUGAGACCAGCAGCUCUGGUCCACUGAGCAGCAUGGGAGGACGGCCCCUCAAUGCGAACCACCUCUCCCCUCAAGCGCUGAAGUGGCGAGAGUACAGGCGGAGGAAUCCCCUGGGCCUGGACCGUGUUUCAGGGCUGCCCAGCUUAGCCAGCAACCUAGACAGGAGACAGCAAGAGCCCCGGCUGAACCGAGGGAAUCCCAUCUUUGAGUUCCCUGGCUCUCUCAACACCAGCCAUUUCCACUGCAAGCUGAAUGGACAGUCUAUGAGGCAACUCCAACUUACCUACACUGACUUCUUCCCUGACUACUUCUCACUAGCUGAGAAACCCCCUGCUGAGUUCUGUCUCUCCCCAGAUGGCAACACAGAGUCCAUCUCUAUCGACUUGCUGCAGAAGAAGGGCCUGGUGAAGGCAAUCAACACUGCUGUUGACCUGAUUGUGGCUCACUUUGGAACCAGCAGGGAUCCAGGGGUGAAGGCUAAACUUGGGAACAGCUCUGUGAGCCCCAACGUGGGGCAUCUCAUACUGAAAUACCUGUGCCCAGCUGUCCGGGACAUCCUGAGUGAUGGGCUCAAGGCCUACGUCCUGGACAUGAUCAUUGGCCAGAGGAGGAACAUACCCUGGAGCGUGGUGGAAGCAUCCACCCAACUAGGCCCCUCUACCAAGUUGCUACACAGCCUCUAUAGCAAGAUCAGCCAGUACACGGAGCUCACCAACCACACCAUGCGGUUCAAUGCGUUCAUCUUUGGCCUCCUCAAUAUCCGGUCAUUGGAGUUCUGGUUCAACCAUCUCUAUAACCAUGAAGAUAUCAUCCUGGCGCACUACCAACCGGUGGGCUUCUUAUGCCUGUCUCAUAAUGUGUGCCAGCCUCUUUUUGAGGAGCUCCUGCUCCUGCUGCAGCCUCUCUCACUGCUGCCCUUCAACCUGGACCUCCUUUUUGAGCACCACCUGAUGCAGAUGGGCAAAGAGCAACAGCAGCAAAAGGAGCUGCUGCGUGUGAAGCAGGACCUGCUGCUUUCUGCACACUCCACCCUGCAGCUGAUGAGGACACGAGGCAGCAGCGAGGAUCCCGAUGGCUGCAGCACUGCCCCUGAAGCAUGCAAAGUUGGUGGCAGAGAUGGUGGCACAUCACCAGGCCACAGCCCUGAGCGAGCUGCAAGUGAGAGGGUCAAGGGAGUGGGAGCCUCUUGUGGAGAUGGGGACAGAGAGGAAGAACGAAGGAAGGUGCAAGAGAGCAUGUGGGAAGGGAAGAAGGACAAGCAGGCGGGCUGGUGGUACCAGCUCAUGCAGAGCUCUCAGAUUUACAUUGAAGGCUCAACUGAAGGCUCGAAGUUCAUCCGUUAUGAAAAGAAGAAGGCUUUGAGCGGCGUGCCUGGUUCAGCUGAGUCCCAUGAGACACCACCCCCGCGUGAAGGGGUAGUGGAGGGAGCAGAAGCGUGCCACAUUGCUGAGGGCAGCUUGGAGGAGAAGCCCAAGGCUGCCAGAAGGCCAAGCCCUGAAACUAUGGAAGAGCCACCGGAGAAGCCCCAGCAUGUGCCAGGGGGUGAAGAGGUUAAGGAACGGAGCUGGCCCUUCUGGAUGGGCAGCCCCCCAGACUCAGUGGUUACAGAGCUGAAGCGCAGCAAGGAGAAAGAGAUGGGGACUCAGCUAAAAGUGGGAGCAGCAGCAGCCCCCCAAGAAGAGAGCAGUGCCAGUGCAUCAGAGGGCAGCCAGCCCAUCAAGUGGGGACACUUGUUUGGAUCCAGGAAGGUGCAGAAAGAGCCCAGGCAACCUAACAGGUUGCCCUCCGGCUGGCUGAGCCUGGACAAGUCUGUGUUCCAGCUGGUGGCCCAGGUCGGAGCAAGCAUGUGGCGAGAAACAGCCCCUGAGCCAGAACCCACCCAGCCAGAGCCUCCUGAAGUGUCACCUGCACCACAGCCAGCCCGGGGACUGUGUGCCAGUCCUCCCUGUGAGGUGAAAGCUCUUUGCCAUCACAUUGCCACCGAGGAAGGACAGCUGAGCUUCAACAAAGGGGAUAUCCUGCAGGUCAUCUCCAAGGUGGAUGGUGACUGGCUGCAGUGCAGUCUCGGCUCCGAGAAGGGACUCGUGCCCAUCAUGUACGUGACCCACCCGGAGGACGAGGACUAUUAAUGUGGCUGACAGGCCAAGCACAGUACCAUGGGCUGCUGAGGCUCCUCUGAGGAUGCCCAGAGAAGCAAACACAGCUUCUUGCUAGUUUCUUACCUUUCUUGCCAUUACAGAAUACAGUAACCGUAGGUGGUUCCUUCUUGCUCCUCCUUGUGCAGCUGCCAAAGGCCAAACUGGCCCAUGGAGCCUUCUGCAAGCUGUACCUCGUAUUGCCAGGCAUUGCCGUGCAUGCAGCCACACCAGGGACCGUUAGAGUCCCCUCCACCCCACGCCAUUUCCAGCACCCAUAGGUGGUGGGUUUGUAUGUAGCAGGAAUCGAAACAAUCCCUGCCAGAGCAGCACUGGCUCAGUUUCACACUGCAGGGUGCAGGAGAAUGGCCCCUCCCAGGGGUGGCCGUGCAGCUUCCAGCACCCCAGUGUUAUUGGGGUGGGAGCACCGUGCACUGCCAAUGCUGCCCGGCCUCGGCCUUGGGAGGGAAGGGGUGUGUGUGUGUGUGCAGAGCGAGGGUGCGUGGGGUUGUGAGGAAGGCACGUGGAUGUUCGGUGUGAUGUAGGUCCAGGUGAGGUAGUGCCACCCUGUGCAGAGAUAGGUGAUGUGGGGAUGUGCCCUCCAUGCUGAGCAGGUCACCUCAGAUGCCCUGAGGUGCUCAGUGGAGGGAAAGUGGGAGGGGAGGGGAAGGGGGGCGAGGGCAGGGUCCCUGACAGGGCUAGGGAUGGGAUGCUUUUGGGGUUUGGGAGCCAUGCUCCCAGCAGAAACAGCGGGGGAGAUGGGGAUAGGAAAUGCUCCCCGUGGUGUGAGUUUGGGGGAUAAGUGUUGCGUGUGAACACAAGGGGCUGCUGGGAGUCCAGGGCUCCUCAGCAGAGGCAAUGUCAGUCAGUCCCUGCCUUGCCAUGCUCUUGGGUGGUGUGGGGAUCCUCACCUGCCACUGGGUGAGUGACAGUGUUAGCGAAAGUCCGUGCCAGUAUUUGGUGCCUUGGCCAGGCGGAUGCUGCUCAUGGUGUCUUGCCUGGGCUGGCUUCCCCAUGGCGAGGGGCCCUGGUCUUGCAAGGUUACCUCCUGCUUGUACAUCGCUUAGCGGACGUUGCACCAUAUUUAAUUUGUAUUUCCCUGUUAGAACGAGGUGUCUCGCCUUUAUUUAUUUCUUUAUUUAUGAUGCAUAUUAAUAAAAAGGUGCUGAUUGAG
This is a messenger RNA of Meleagris gallopavo (turkey), 6456 nucleotides long. It is a transcript of the gene RUSC2, whose product is annotated as RUN and SH3 domain containing 2. NCBI's taxonomy places the organism in Eukaryota, Metazoa, Chordata, Aves, Galliformes, Phasianidae. Gene Ontology annotation, molecular function: protein binding. Gene Ontology annotation, cellular component: cytoplasmic vesicle. The record is from RefSeq and is a predicted model, not a curated record.